This is a messenger RNA of Acanthamoeba castellanii str. Neff, 936 nucleotides long. Its product is annotated as metal cation transporter, ZIP subfamily protein. The transcript is spliced from 9 exons. NCBI's taxonomy places the organism in Eukaryota, Discosea, Longamoebia, Acanthamoebidae. Gene Ontology annotation, molecular function: zinc ion transmembrane transporter activity. The record is from RefSeq and is a predicted model, not a curated record. The coding region runs from base 1 to 936 and encodes 311 amino acids. Gene Ontology annotation, cellular component: membrane. Gene Ontology annotation, biological process: zinc ion transmembrane transport.
AUGGGAUUAUUCUUCCCUCUGGCCGUCGCGUUUGUGGCGCCCCUCUUGGCGUCUCUCGUGCCCAAGUUCAUCUAUCGCCAGGGCCUGAGCGCCAAGGCCAACCACAUCAUGCUGGGCAUCUCGGCCGGUCUCCUCUUCGCCAUCGCCACCCUGGACCUCGUGCCCGAGGCCUUCUCCAUGACGGCCCAGGCCUCCUUCUCUGCCCCCGGCCAUGACCACGGAAGCGAGCACGGCGGCGAAGGCGACCACGGCCACGACCACGGCGACGAGGAACAUCCGAGCCGAAUCGCGAUGAUCGGGGUGGGUGCGGGCUACCUGGUGCUGCUCAUCGUGGAGCAGAUUCUUACCAACUCCGGACAUUCACACUCGCACGGCACGCCGCUGCAGAUCAACGAUCUCGACGUGCGCCGCGAAUUGGAGGAAACACACGCGCACUCGCACGGCGACCGGCACGGAGGCGACAGCGGAGGAUCGCUGUCCGAGUCCUUCUCCACGGUGGCCCUAGUCGCCCUCGCCCUCCACUGUCUCGUCGACGGAUUUGUGAUGGCCGGAGCCUAUGAGGCGUCGGCGGAGGUCGGAGCACGAGUGGCGCUGGCGCUGAUCGUUCACAAGAUCCCGGACGGGUUCGUCCUGUCGGCCGUCCUUUCCGCCUCGCGAAGCAACGCUUCGUUCUUCUCCACCGUCGCUUUCCUCGCCGCCAUGACCCCGCUAGGAGGGCUGCUGGGGUACGUGUUGAUGGGCGGCAUCUCUCCGCAGGUCCUCGGUUUCGUGCUCGGGUUUGGGGCUGGGACUUUUCUUUUCAUCACCGCCACGGGAAUCAUUCCGGAAAUCAUGAGCAAGGAAACACCCCGAGGGAUUCGGAACUGGUCGCUCAUCUCGAUGGUGGCCGCCUACGCCGGCUUCUUUCUCUUCGACUCCUUCUUCCACGCCCACUGA